Erpetoichthys calabaricus (reedfish) is the source of this 4192-nucleotide messenger RNA. It is a transcript of the gene ern1, whose product is annotated as endoplasmic reticulum to nucleus signaling 1. Lineage: Eukaryota; Metazoa; Chordata; Cladistia; Polypteriformes; Polypteridae. Gene Ontology annotation, cellular component: IRE1-TRAF2-ASK1 complex. Gene Ontology annotation, biological process: mRNA processing; IRE1-mediated unfolded protein response; protein phosphorylation. The record is from RefSeq and is a predicted model, not a curated record. Gene Ontology annotation, molecular function: protein serine/threonine kinase activity; RNA endonuclease activity; ATP binding.
AGAAAACGAAACAGGAAGUUGUGGCGGCGAACCUUCCACACGGAUGGAAGAGACGAGCGAAGUAGGGGAUGGCUCUGGCGUCGUGUGAGAAUCUGGAGUUGCGUUCCUAAACGCUUCCCAAACUGCACGGACAGGAGACAUGGGCAGCAAGGGAUGUAUUCUCUGGCGACUCCUUCUUGCAGUAUGCUGCUGUGGCCUGCUUCGCAUGCUUUCUGCAGAUGCCAACUCGGUUACCCUGCCAGAAACUCUACUCUUCGUGUCCACACUUGAUGGCAGUCUGCAUGCUGUUAGCAAGAGGACAGGAUCAAUUAAUUGGACUUUGAAAGAAGAUCCUGUCCUUCAAGUUCUAAUGCACAUGGCAGAACCAGCAUUUCUCCCUGACCCUCAUGAUGGUAGCCUUUACUCAUUGGGAGGCAAGGAUGAUGAAGGACUGAUGAAACUUCCUUUCACAAUUCCUGAGCUGGUUCAGGCUUCACCUUGUCGGAGCUCUGAUGGGAUCCUGUAUAUGGGAAAGAAACAAGACCUUUGGUACGUUGUGGAUCUUCUGACUGGAGAGAAGCAGCACACGUUAACUUCUUCAUCAGCUGAAUCUUUGCAUCCUUCUUCUUCUCUCCUAUAUCUUGGCCGAACAGAAUACACCAUUACUAUGUAUGACACAAAGAGCAAAGAGCUGCGUUGGAAUGCCACAUAUUUUAAUUAUGCUUCCACAGUGCCAGACAAGGACAGUCAAUACAAAAUGUCUCAUUUUGUGUCAAAUGAAGAUGGCUUAGUAGUUACGGUUGACAGUGAGUCUGGUGAUGUCCUGUGGAUUCAGAACUACAAUUCUCCAGUGGUGGCAAUGUACAUAUGGCAACGAGAGGCACUAAGGAAAGUAAGCCACACCAAUGUGGCUGUCGAGACCCUGCGGUACUUAAGCUUCCUCUCUGGCGACGCUGGACGCAUCACUAAAUGGAAAUACCCUUUUCCUAAAGAGACUAAAGCUAAAAACAAGCUUAUGCCAACACUUUAUGUGGGUAAAUAUUCAACAAGCCUCUAUGCCUCCCCCUCCCUGGUUCAUGAUGGCAUGACUGUAGUGCCUAGAGGUAGUGCUUUCCCACUACUUGAAGGACCAAAGACUGAAGGUGUGACGAUAGGGGGCAGUGAGGAAUGUUUUAUUACCCCAAGUACUGAUGUGAAAUAUUCCCCCGCUGGUCUGAAGGAGAAAAGCAGGAUUAACUACCUGAGGAACCACUGGCUGUUGAUCGGUCACCAUGAAACUCCUCCAGCUGCCCACAGUCAGAUUCUUGAUAAAUUUCCAAACAGCAUUCCAAGACACCCAGUGAACAUUAUUCCAAGUAGCGCCGAGGUGUCAACAGAUGAGAGUCUCACAGAUGUUGACCCAGAGGAAGAUACCAGUAUUCCCACUAUACCUUACGUUGAGAAGCCUAGUCAUCAGUAUCAGAGACAGGAGGCACCAGUGGACUCCAUGUUGAAGGACAUGGCUACCAUAAUCUUCUGCACCUUUCUUCUGGCAGGCUGGGUGGCCUUUGUGGUCACAUACCCAAAGAAUAUGCGUAGACAGCAGCUAGAACACCAACAGUUCCAGAAACAGAUGGAAGAAAAGAUGCAGCUUCUGCAGAAACAGCAGCUACUUUUUCAGCCUUCCUUGGAGUUGCAGCAGGAUGUAGAAUUUAUGGAUGGUGGUCAGGUUCGCAGUGAAGGCUCGACUAAUAGCAGUCCCACUCCAUCUCCCAGAGCAUCCAAUCACUCAAAUCUAUCUGUGUCAGAAUUUGGCAGCUCUGCUACAGAGCAAGAUGAAGCAGAUGAUGAGACUAGACUGGCUCGAGUAGGCAAUCUCACAUUUUGUCCAAAAGAUGUUUUAGGCCAUGGAGCCGAGGGAACCAUUGUCUACCGGGGCCGGUUUGACAACAGAGCAGUAGCAGUGAAGAGGAUUUUGCCCGAAUGUUUUAGUUUUGCAGAUCGGGAGGUGCAGCUUCUCCGAGAAUCAGAUGAGCAUCCAAAUGUUAUACGCUACUUCUGUACGGAGCGAGAUCGUCAGUUCCAGUAUAUUGCUAUAGAGCUCUGCAUUGCCACUCUGCAGGAGUAUGUGGAACAGCAGGAGUUUGAUCGGUGUGGUCUGGAACCUAUCGCUUUACUCCAGCAGACCAUAUCUGGACUGGCCUAUUUACAUUCACUUAGUAUUGUCCACAGAGACCUAAAGCCUCACAACAUCCUCAUUUCUAUGCCUAAUCCUCAUGGUCGUGUGAAAGCCAUGAUCUCAGACUUUGGUCUUUGUAAGAAGUUGGCAGUGGGCAGACACAGUUUUAGCCGGCGGUCUGGUGUUCCAGGUACAGAGGGCUGGAUUGCACCAGAGGUAUUAAGUGAUGACUACAAAGAAAACCCGACUUGUGCAGUUGAUAUCUUUUCGGCUGGCUGUGUCUUCUACUAUGUCAUAUCCAGUGGAAGUCAUCCAUUUGGAAAAUCCCUGCAGCGGCAAGCUAAUAUCCUACUAGGUGCAUAUAAUCUAGAGUUCCUGAAUUCCGAGAAGCAUGAGGAUAUCAUUGCCGCUGAUCUCAUUCAAAAGAUGAUUAGCAUGGACCCUCAGGAGCGACCAACUGCCCAUGGCAUUCUUUCUCAUCCCUUUUUUUGGAGUUUGGAGAAACAGCUCCAGUUUUUCCAGGAUGUGAGUGACCGCAUUGAAAAAGAACCUCUAGAUGGUUUGAUAGUGAGGCAGCUGGAGAAUGGAGGUCGAAAGGUGGUUAAACAGGACUGGAGAGCCCAAAUUACUGUGCCACUGCAGACAGAUCUUCGGAAGUUCAGAUCUUAUAAAGGGGGUUCAGUUCGAGAUCUGCUUCGUGCCAUGAGGAACAAGAGGCACCAUUACAGAGAGCUUCCUGUGGAGGUGCAAGAGUCCUUGGGCUCCAUUCCAGACAACUUUGUCCGCUAUUUCACAUCACGGUUUCCUAACCUUUUACUGCACACUUACUGCGCACUUCAGACAUGCAGCCAAGAGCGCCUAUUCCGACCCUACUAUCCUGUUUCCAAGUGGCAGGAGUCAGACAUCAGGGACUCUGUGUGAGUGGCCAUUGCGCAUCGCAAUAUCUAAGUGCCUUUCUGAAGGGCUGAAGUGGGUCUGGGACAUUGCAUCCCUAUGUUUGUCCUGACUGUAGGAAGUAGCUGUGACAAGUUGUCACCAUUUUUCAUCCUCUACAUGUAUAAACUAACUUCUCCGUCCAGCAGAGGACUUCAGGGAGUAAGCCGCCCAGGAUGACGUAUGAUCAGGAGACAAUUAAGUGACUGAUCUUUUUAUGCAUUAAGUUGAAAAUGUCCUUUUUAAACUUGCUCACCUCCUGGUACAUCACCACCUACGCUUUUGGCAUCUAGUAACUGAUGGAGAGGUGGGUUUGGGGUUCACUUAGGACAUAAACGGUUUACUGGACUUGAACAGCUGUGUUUGUUUUUUCCGCAUUCUUUGUCAUUAUCAAGCCUUUCUAAGCUUUUAUUAUCGGUGAUGAUCCAGAAACAAGUGGACCCUAAUAUGGUUUGGAUUCUAGGCCACUGGUUGCCAACCUUGGAAUUCUGUCACAUUUCUGUGUUACUCUCGAGUGUUACUUGCUGUAUUUUUCUCGUGACUUUCACAAGAUUGCUCCAAUCAAGCAAUCCGCAAGCUUGAAAAAGCAUUCAGAUGUCUUGUGGGUACUGCAGAGCACCACUGGAUUUUAUCUUUUUCCCUCCACAUUUGUUGUCUUAUGGAUCUCCGUUACAAAUGCUGUUUUGAGGCUUAAGUCUCCUGAUAAUGUACUCUGGAUAGCCGAGAUUGACAUUGGCUGCCAUGUCAGCCUUAUGAAACUGGACAGCAGCACAGCAUUUGUCAAGGUUUUUUGUAUGAUUUCAUUUGUGUUUAACUUAUUUAUUUAAGGUGAGAUAUCAAAAAGCCAGCUUUCUUCUGUUAAUUUUUUUUUUUUAAAUGGACAGGGUUAUUUUUUAGACUUUUGUUUGAAUUUGAUUUCUUUCUCUAUUGUGCAAUCUGUACCAUAAAAUUCAAAUGCCAAAUGACUUUAUAAUGAAAAACUGUUUGUUUGGUCUGCCUUCUGAUCUUUGUGUCUCAAUGUGGAAACUUUAUUUUAAUAAUCAUAAUAACAGAAUUAUUUUCUAUUUGCACUAAUUAUUGAAAUCUUUAGAAAAUGCAUACUGCAAUAAAUUGUGUUCAAUU